This is a messenger RNA of Saxophila tyrrhenica, 1515 nucleotides long. It is a transcript of the gene ALT1, whose product is annotated as alanine transaminase. The transcript is spliced from 2 exons. Gene Ontology annotation, molecular function: L-alanine:2-oxoglutarate transaminase activity; pyridoxal phosphate binding. Gene Ontology annotation, biological process: biosynthetic process. The coding region runs from base 1 to 1515 and encodes 504 amino acids. NCBI's taxonomy places the organism in Eukaryota, Fungi, Ascomycota, Dothideomycetes, Mycosphaerellales, Extremaceae. The record is from RefSeq and is a predicted model, not a curated record.
AUGGGGUCCCUUCCACUCCCCGACUUCCUCUCGAAACGGCUAUUCUCCUCGACCCCGCAAAAGAAAAGCCUCAACAUCAACAACAUCAACCAGAAUGUCGUGCACGCCCAAUAUGCCGUCCGCGGCGAGCUAGCCAUCAAGAGUGAGCAAUACCGCGCACAGCUGGCCAAAGGCGAGGGCAAGGACCUACCUUUCGACUCGGUCAUCAGCGCCAACAUCGGGAACCCGCAGCAACUGGACCAGAAACCUUUGACGUUCUUCCGACAGGUAGCGAGUCUACUAGAGAAUCCAGAACUCCUAGAGCACGAGCAAAUACUCCUAGAUAAGCUGGGCUACAAGAGCGACGUCGUCGAGCGAGCACGACGGCUCCUCAAAGACGUCAAGAGCGUAGGCGCCUACUCACAAUCCCAAGGCGCGCCCGGCAUCCGCCAGAGCGUGGCAGACUUCAUCGAGAGACGGGAUGGCUACUCCUCCGACCCAGCGAACAUCUACCUCUGCGCUGGCGCGAGCUCGGGCGUGAACGCGUUGAUGAACGUGAUUUGCUCGACGCCGCAGACGGGCGUGUUGGUGCCGAUACCGCAGUAUCCGCUCUACUCUGCCACACUACGGCUGAUGAAUGCGCAUAUGGUGCCGUACUACUUAAAGGAGGACGCGAACUGGGCGACGGAUGUGGGAGGGAUGAGAGAUGCGUUGAAAGAGGCGCAAGGGAAGGGGAUAGAUGUGCGGGCGGUGGUGGUGAUUAACCCGGGAAAUCCAACGGGCGGUUCAUUGAAGCCGGAGGAUAUCAAUGCGGUGUUGGAGCUGGCGGCGGAGGAGAAGUUGGCCGUGUUGGCGGAUGAGGUGUAUCAGAUGAAUGUGUUUGAGGGGGAGUUUCAGAGUUUCAAGAAGGGGUUGCGGGAUCUGCAGAAGAGCGAGAAGAACAAGGACGGUAAAUUUGAUGAGAUGGAGCUGGCGAGCAUGCACAGUAUCAGCAAAGGCAUGGUGGGUGAAUGUGGGCAUCGGGGAGGGUACUACGAGAUGGUUGGAUUUGAUCCAGAGGUCGUCGCGCAAAUCUACAAAUUCGUCUCCAUCAUGCUCUGCGCCCCCGUCAUCGGCCAAUGCCUCGUCGACUGCAUGGUCAACCCUCCCCGCCCCAACGACCCCUCCUACCCUCUCUACAAAUCCGAAUACGACGGCAUCUUCAACGGCCUCCGCCAACGCGCCGACGCCUUGUACGAAGCUUUCUCGCAAAUGGACGGCGUGUCCUGCCAAUCGCCUCAAGGUUCGAUGUACCUCUUCCCAACUAUCACGCUACCCGAGAAGGCUGUGGCAGCGGCGAAGGAAGAGGGCAAGAAGCCCGAUGAGUUUUAUUGUUUGCGGUUGUUGGAUGCGACCGGGGUGUGCAUUGUGCCUGGCAGUGGGUUUGGGCAGAAGGAGGGGACGUUGCAUUUUCGGACGACGUUUUUGGCGCCGGGGACGGAGUGGGUGGGGCGGAUCACGAAGUUUCAUCAAGAAUUCAUGGAUCAGUACAGAUGA